AACUAUGAAACAAAGAAAAAUAAAAACCCACAAACUAUCGACAACCAGACAACGCACUCUUCAACCGGACUAGAAAUAAAAACUAGUGCGGAGACAGAGACAACAGAGGAUUCGACCACAUCCAAAGAUGAGGUUCAAACAACGACAGAUGAAUCAUCUACUGAGGCAAUUCCAGAAGAAAGUACUACGGCUUCACAGGGUUCUUCAUCUGCUCCUUCUGCGACAACGACGGCAGAGGAUUCCACCACAGCAGAGGAUGAAAUAAAGACGACGACGGAGGAUCCAUCUACUGAGGCCCCAGAGACAACUACUGUAGCUCCUGAGACAACGACGGCUGAGGAUUCCACCACGGCUGAGGAUGAAAUAAAAACGACGACGGAGGAUCCAUCUACUGAGCUUCCAGAGACAACUACUGCAGCUCCUGAGACAACGACGGCUGAGGAUUCCACCACAGCAGAGGAUGAAAUAAAAACGACGACGGAGAAUCCAUCUACUGAGCCUCCAGAGACAACUACUGCAGCUCCAGAGACAACGACGGCUGAGGAUUCCACCACAGCAGAGGAUGAAAUAAAGACGACGACGGAGGAUCCAUCUACUGAGGCCCCAGAGACAACUACUGCAGCUCCAGAGACAACGACGGCUGAGGAUUCCACCACAGCAGAGGAUGAAAUAAAAACGACGACGGAGGAUCCAUCUACUGAGGGCCCAGAGACAACUACUGCAGCUCCUGAGAUAACGACGCCUGAAGAUUCCACCACGGCUGAGGAUGAAAUAAAGACGACGACGGAGGAUCCAUCUACUGAGGCCCCAGAGACAACUACUGCAGCUCCAGAGACAACGACGGCUGAGGAUUCCACCACGGCUGAGGAUGAAAUAAAAACGACGACGGAGGAUUCAUCUACUGAGGCUCCAGUGACAACUACAGCAGCUCCUGAGACAACGACGGCUGAGGAUUCCACCACGGCUGAGGAUGAAAUAAAGACGACGACGGAGAAUCCAUCUACUGAGCCUUCAGAGACAACUACAGCAGCUCCUGAGACAACGACGGCUGAGGAUUCCACCACGGCUGAGGAUGAAAUAAAGACGACGACGGAGAAUCCAUCUACUGAGCCUCCAGAGACACCUACUGCAGCUCCUGAGACAACGACGGCUGAGGAUUCCACCACGGCAGAGGAUGAAAUAAAGACGACGACGGAGGAUCCAUCUACUGAGGCCCCAGAGACAACUACUGCAGCUCCUGAGACAACGACGGCUGAGGAUUCCACCACGGCUGAGGAUGAAAUAAAGACGACGACGGAGGAUCCAUCUACUGAGGCCCCAGAGACACCUACUGCAGCUCCUGAGACAACGACGGCUGAGGAUUCCACCACGGCAGAGGAUGAAAUAAAGACGACGACGGAGGAUCCAUCUACUGAGGCCCCAGAGACAACUACUGCAGCUCCUGAGACAACGACGGCUGAGGAUUCCACCACGGCAGAGGAUGAAAUAAAGACGACGACGGAGGAUCCAUCUACUGAGGCCCCAGAGACACCUACUGCAGCUCCUGAGACAACGACGGCUGAGGAUUCCACCACGGCAGAGGAUGAAAUAAAGACGACGACGGAGGAUUCAUCUACUGAGGGCCCAGAGACAACUACAGCGGCUUCUGAAACAACGACGGCUGAGGAUUCCACCACGGCUGAGGAUGAAAUAAAAACGACGACGGAGGAUCCAUCUACUGAGGCUCCAGUGACAACUACAGCAGCUCCUGAGACAACGACGGCUGAGGAUUCCACCACGGCUGAGGAUGAAAUAAAGACGACGACGGAGGAUCCAUCUACUGAGGCCCCAGAGACAACUACUGCAGCUCCAGAGACAACGACGGCUGAGGAUUCCACCACAGCAGAGGAUGAAAUAAAGACGACGACGGAGGAUCCAUCUACUGAGCUUCCAAAAACAACUACUGCAGCUCCUGAGACAACGACGGCUGAGGAUUCCACCACAGCAGAGGAUGAAAUAAAAACGACGACGGAGGAUUCAUCUACUGAGGCCCCAGAGACAACUACUGCAGCUCCUGAGACAACGACGGCUGAGGAUUCCACCACAGCAGAGGAUGAAAUAAAGACGACGACGGAGGAUUCAUCUACUGAGGGCCCAGAGACAACUACAGCGGCUUCUGAAACAACGACGGCUGAGGAUUCCACCACGGCUGAGGAUGAAAUAAAAACGACGACGGAGGAUCCAUCUACUGAGGCUCCAGUGACAACUACAGCAGCUCCUGAGACAACGACGGCUGAGGAUUCCACCACAGCAGAGGAUGAAAUAAAGACGACGACGGAGGAUUCAUCUACUGAGGGCCCAGAGACAACUACAGCGGCUUCUGAAACAACGACGGCUGAGGAUUCCACCACGGCUGAGGAUGAUCCAUCUACUGAGCUUCCAAAAACAACUACUGCAGCUCCUGAGACAACGACGGCUGAGGAUUCCACCACAGCAGAGGAUGAAAUAAAAACGACGACGGAGGAUCCAUCUACUGAGGCCCCAGAGACAACUACUGCAGCUCCUGAGACAACGACGGCUGAGGAUUCCACCACGGCUGAGGAUGAAAUAAAGACGACGACGGAGGAUCCAUCUACUGAGGCCCCAGAGACAACUACUGCAGCUCCAGAGACAACGACGGCUGAGGAUUCCACCACAGCAGAGGAUGAAAUAAAGACGACGACGGAGGAUCCAUCUACUGAGGCCCCAGAGACAACUACUGCAGCUCCAGAGACAACGACGGCUGAGGAUUCCACCACAGCAGAGGAUGAAAUAAAGACGACGACGGAGGAUCCAUCUACUGAGCCUCCAGAGACAACUACUGCAGCUCCUGAGACAACGACGGCUGAGGAUUCCACCACAGCAGAGGAUGAAAUAAAGACGACGACGGAGGAUUCAUCUACUGAGGGCCCAGAGACAACUACAGCGGCUUCUGAAACAACGACGGCUGAGGAUUCCACCACGGCUGAGGAUGAAAUAAAGACGACGACAGAGAAUCCAUCUACUGAGCCUCCAGAGACACCUACUGCAGCUCCUGAGACAACGACGGCUGAGGAUUCCACCACAGCAGAGGAUGAAAUAAAGACGACGACGGAGGAUUCAUCUACUGAGGGCCCAGAGACAACUACAGCGGCUUCUGAAAUAACGACGGCUGAGGAUUCCACCACGGCUGAGGAUGAAAUAAAAACGACGACGGAGGAUCCAUCUACUGAGGCUCCAGUGACAACUACAGCAGCUCCUGAGACAACGACGGCUGAGGAUUCCACCACGGCUGAGGAUGAUCCAUCUACUGAGCUUCCAGAGACAACUACUGCAGCUCCUGAGACAACGACGGCUGAGGAUUCCACCACGGCUGAGGAUGAAAUAAAGACGACGACGCAGGAUCCAUCUACUGAGGCCCCAGAGACAACUACUGCAGCUCCUGAGACAACGACGGCUGAGGAUUCCACCACAGCAGAGGAUGAAAUAAAGACGACGACGGAGGAUCCAUCUACUGAGGCCCCAGAGACAACUACUGCAGCUCCUGAGACAACGACGGCUGAAGAUUCCACUACAGCAAGGGAUGAAAUAAAGACGACGACGGAGGAUCCAUCUACUGAGGCCCCAGAGACAACUACUGCAGCUCCUGAGAUAACGACGCCUGAAGAUUCCACCACGGCUGAGGAUGAAAUAAAAACGACGACGGAGGAUCCAUCUACUGAGCCUCCAGAGACAACUACUGCAGCUCCAGAGACAACGACGGCUGAGGAUUCCACCACAGCAGAGGAUGAAAUAAAAACGACGACGGAGGAUCCAUCUACUGAGGCUCCAGUGACAACUACAGCAGCUCCUGAGACAACGACGGCUGAGGAUUCCACCACGGCUGAGGAUGAUCCAUCUACUGAGCUUCCAGAGACAACUACUGCAGCUCCUGAGACAACGACGGCUGAGGAUUCCACCACGGCUGAGGAUGAAAUAAAGACGACGACGCAGGAUCCAUCUACUGAGGCCCCAGAGACAACUACUGCAGCUCCUGAGACAACGACGGCUGAGGAUUCCACCACAGCAGAGGAUGAAAUAAAAACGACGACGGAGGAUCCAUCUACUGAGGCCCCAGAGACAACUACUGCAGCUCCAGAGACAACGACGGCUGAAGAUUCCACCACGGCAGAGGAUGAAAUAAAAACGACGACGGAGGAUCCAUCUACUGAGCCUCCAGAGACAACUACUGCAGCUCCAGAGACAACGACGGCUGAGGAUUCCACCACAGCAGAGGAUGAAAUAAAGACGACGACGGAGGAUCCAUCUACUGAGGCCCCAGAGACAACUACUGCAGCUCCUGAGACAACGACGGCUGAAGAUUCCACUACAGCAAGGGAUGAAAUAAAGACGACGACGGAGGAUCCAUCUACUGAGGCCCCAGAGACAACUACUGCAGCUCCUGAGAUAACGACGCCUGAAGAUUCCACCACGGCUGAGGAUGAAAUAAAAACGACGACGGAGGAUCCAUCUACUGAGCCUUCAGAGACAACUACUGCAGCUCCUGAGACAACGACGGCUGAGGAUUCCACCACGGCAGAGGAUGAAAUAAAGACGACGACGGAGGAUCCAUCUACUGAGGUCCCAGAGACAACUACUGCAGCUCCUGAGACAACGACGGCUGAGGAUUCCACCACAGCAGAGGAUGAAAUAAAAACGACGACUAAGGAUCCAUCUACUGAGCCUUCAGAGACAACUACAGCAGCUCCUGAGACAACGACGGCUGAGGAUUCCACCACGGCAGAGGAUGAAAUAAAAACGACGACGGAGGAUUCAUCUACUGAGGGCCCAGAGACAACUACUGCAGCUCCUGAGACAACGACGGCUGAGGAUUCCACCACGGCAGAGGAUGAAAUAAAAACGACGACGGAGAAUCCAUCUACUGAGGCCCCAGAGACAACUACAGCAGCUCCUGAGACAACGACGCCUGAAGAUUCCACUACAGCAGGGGAUGAAAUAAAGACGACGACGGAGGAUCCAUCUACUGAGGCCCCAGAGACAACUACUGCAGCUCCUGAGAUAACGACGCCUGAAGAUUCCACCACGGCUGAGGAUGAAAUAAAAACGACGACGGAGGAUCCAUCUACUGAGCCUUCAGAGACAACUACUGCAGCUCCUGAGACAACGACGGCUGAGGAUUCCACCACGGCAGAGGAUGAAAUAAAGACGACGACGGAGGAUCCAUCUACUGAGGUCCCAGAGACAACUACUGCAGCUCCUGAGACAACGACGGCUGAGGAUUCCACCACGGCAGAGGAUGAAAUAAAAACGACGACGGAGGAUCCAUCUACUGAGGCUCCAGUGACAACUACUGCAGCUCCUGAGAUAACGACGGCUGAGGAUUCCACCACGGCUGAGGAUGAAAUAAAAACGACGACGGAGGAUCCAUCUACUGAGGCUCCAGUGACAACUACUGCAGCUCCUGAGACAACGACGGCUGAGGAUUCCACCACGGCAGAGGAUGAAAUAAAGACGACGACGGAGGAUUCAUCUACUGAGGCCCCAGAGACAACUACAGCAGCUCCUGAGACAACGACGGCUGAGGAUUCCACCACGGCUGAGGAUGAAAUAAAGACGACGACAGAGGAUCCAUCAACUGAGGCUCCAGUGACAUCCACUGCAGCUCCAGAGACAUCUACAGCGGCUCCCGAGACAACGACGGAUGAGGAUUCUACCACGGCUGAGGAUGAUCCAUCUACUGAGCCUUCAGAAGCAACUACUGCAGCUCCUGAGACAACGACGCCUGAAGAUUCCACCACAGCAGAGGAUGAAAUAAAGACGACGACGGAGGAUCAAUCAACUGAGGUUCCAGUGACAACUCCUAAGAUUCCAGAUGAAAGUACCACAGCUUCACAAGAUUCUUCAACUUCUGCUCCAGAGAAAAUGACGACAGAAGAUUCCACCACUGCCAAAGACGGAAGUACGACGACGGAGGAUCCAUCAACUGAAGUUCCUUCGACAACUUCGAUUCCAGAUUCUUCAACAGCACCUCCUGAGACAUCCUCCACAGGUAAACAGGAAAGUACGACACCGACAGCGGAUCCGCCGACGAAAGCGCCAGAGACAACCGUACCAGUGACGUCGACUUCUGUAGCUCCGGAGAGCAGCACUGAAGCGUCAUCCUCGUCGGAAUGGAGUCCAUCUCCGUCCAUAUCGACGAGUACAGCAGCUACUGAGUCGUCUUCUAGCUCUGAAGUAACUUCAUCGUCUGCAACCACUGACUCAACAUUGCCACCUCUUUCUUGUGAUAGCGGACAUCAAUUUCUUCCCCAUCCAACUAAUUGCCACAAAUUCAUUCAGUGUGGAAACGGAAUUGAAUAUAACUUUGAGUGUGCCGGCAAUCUGUAUUGGGACUACAAGGCAAACCGUUGCUCUGAUGACCCAUCCCUCUGUUAUAGUACCGAAGAAAAUGAGAAACCCGAAGAGAAGGUGUGCGGUCCUGGAGUGGACUUUGUGGCUCACCCAACGGACUGUACCAUAUUCUUUCAAUGCAAUAAUGGCGAGCCAGUUGAAAAGAAGUGUCCGGAUAACCUGUAUUGGAACCAAGAUAUAAAGUCAUGUGUUUGGUCGAAUAAGCACUGCAACUAUGAGCGAGCAAGUGAAUCGAUUUCUUGUGCAGCAGGCACGCUUUUCGAUGCUUACCCUGGCGACUGCUCCAAAUAUGUCAAGUGUUUCGGCACGAGGGGAGUUCUGAUGAGCUGUGAUUUAGAUCUUUACUGGAACCCCAUUAAGGCAGUAUGCGAAAAGUCAAAACGAUUCUGUCAAUAAAUGAAGAACCCAUGCAGACAUGACCACAUUCGAUGCUUUAUCACUUGGAGACGGAGACCCAAUAAUAGAGAACCUUGUAUUGUUUUUGUUUUGGUAUUACAAUUUUUCUCAAUUAAUAAAGCGAUGGAAAUUUAACAAGAAAGGCAGCCUGA
This is a messenger RNA of Drosophila kikkawai, 6956 nucleotides long. RefSeq names its product Mucin 68E (gene Muc68E). Gene Ontology annotation, cellular component: extracellular region. Gene Ontology annotation, molecular function: chitin binding. The record is from RefSeq and is a predicted model, not a curated record. NCBI's taxonomy places the organism in Eukaryota, Metazoa, Arthropoda, Insecta, Diptera, Drosophilidae.